This is a messenger RNA of Parastagonospora nodorum SN15, 1491 nucleotides long. RefSeq lists its product as hypothetical. Gene Ontology annotation, biological process: response to endoplasmic reticulum stress; protein folding. Gene Ontology annotation, molecular function: protein disulfide isomerase activity. Lineage: Eukaryota; Fungi; Ascomycota; Dothideomycetes; Pleosporales; Phaeosphaeriaceae. The record is from RefSeq and is a predicted model, not a curated record. Bases 1 to 1491 code for a protein of 496 amino acids. Gene Ontology annotation, cellular component: endoplasmic reticulum. The transcript is spliced from 2 exons.
AUGAAAUGCCCCGCCAUCUGCGCGACGCUGUUUGCCGCUGUUGUCGCUGCCUCGGAUGUGACGCAGCUUAAGAUUGACGACUUCAAGGAGUUUGUUCAGGACAACGAUCUCGUCCUCGCAGAGUUCUUCGCUCCAUGGUGUGACCACUGCACGGCGCUGGCUCCCGAGUACGAGACAGCCGCCACAACCCUCAAGGAGAAGGAUAUCAAGGUCGUCAAGAUAGACUGCACUGAGGAGCAGGACCUCUGCCAGGAGUACGGCGUUAUGGGCUACCCCACCCUCACGGUCUUCCGUGGCCUUGACAACGUCACGCCCUAUCCGGGCCAGCGCAAGGCCGACGCGAUCAUCUCUUACAUGACUAAACAGACCUUGCCUGCCGUCUCCCAAGUUACGAAGAGCAACCUCGAGAAGUUCAAGACGGCCGACAAGGUCGUCCUGGUCGCCUACUUCGCAGCCGACGACAAGGUAUCAAAUGAGACCUUCACUAGUGUUGCUGACAGUCUGCACGACUCGUACCUCUUUGGCGCCACUAAUGACGCCGCCCUUGCUAAGGCUGAGGGUGUAAAGCAGCCUGGCCUUGUCCUGUAUAAGUCGUUUGACGACGGCAAGGAUGUCUUCACUGAGAAAUUCGACGCUGAGGUCAUUAAGUCGUUUGCCUCGGUCUCCGCUAUUCCGCUUAUUGGGGAGGUUGGCCCUGAGACAAAUGACGAAUAUGUGGCCGCUGGCAUUCCCCUCGCCUUCAUCUUCGCCGAGACCCCUGAGGAGCGAGAGCAGUUCGCUAAGGAGCUGAAGCCCCUUGCUCUCAAGCACAAGGGCACUAUUAACUUCGCUACAGCGGACCCUAACUCUUUCGGCCAGAACGCCGGUUGGUUUAAUCUUAAGCCUGAUCAAUGGCCCGCGUUCGUUAUCCUGCGCUUCGACAAUGACAAGCAGUUCCUAUACGACCAGGACUUGACGAUUAACGAGAAGGACAUCGGCAACUUCGUCCAGGACUUUAUUGACGGCAAAAUUGAGCCCAGCGUCAAGUCUGAGCCUAUCCCCGAGUUCCAGGACGACUCCGUCAGCAUCGUCGUUGCGAAGAACUACCAGGAAAUUGUCAUCGACAACGACCGGGACGUCCUCGUCAAUUUCUAUGCUCCAUGGUGCGACCCUUGCAAAAAAUUUGCUCCUACUUACGAGGAGCUUGGUCAGGCCUUUUCUUUGCCUGAGCUGUCUAAGCUUGUAACUAUCGCAAAGGUCGAUGCCACUGCUAACGACGUUCCUGGUAACAUUAAACGCUUCCCCACCAUCAUGCUCUUCCCCGCAGGCAAGAAGAACUCGCCUAUUGAUCGCUCUGAUUCCCGCAGCAUGGAGGACCUUGCUCAGUUCAUCAGAGAGAACGGCUCCCACAAAGCCGAGGGUGUCCUCCCCGAGAGUGCCAAGGCUAAUAGCGAGAAGCUCGUUGAGCAGGUUGCCGAUAUAGCUUCCAAGGAGGACCACGAUGAGUUGUAA